Molecule: messenger RNA, 229 nt
Organism: Prorocentrum cordatum
Lineage: Eukaryota; Dinophyceae; Prorocentrales; Prorocentraceae
Source: the annotation of a GenBank genome assembly
CGAUGUUCGAAGCCCCGCCGCCGCCAUUGUCGUCAUCCGCCCCCGCGGCGGCGCCUGCCGCAGGACAGGGAGAGCUCGUACUCCGCGACCCCCGGCAGGCAGCAGCCUCAGCCUGGCCAAUUGAGGAGGCAGCACCCCGACCUGUCGUGCUCGGGGUCCGCCUCCACCGCCGGCGCGGUGCUGGCCGAGUCCAUGGGCCUCGGGCCCCUUCCCGAGCCCAUCUCCGUGG